Molecule: messenger RNA, 1066 nt
Organism: Morus notabilis
Lineage: Eukaryota; Viridiplantae; Streptophyta; Magnoliopsida; Rosales; Moraceae
Product: putative pentatricopeptide repeat-containing protein At2g02150
Exons: 2
Molecular function (GO): mRNA binding; protein binding
Source: RefSeq, a predicted model, not a curated record
AUGGGGCCAGCUUUUACCUUCGCACCAAAAGCUUUAAGGUCUCGAACUCAUUCUGCGCUGAUUCUAUGGAGUUCUUCUUCAAAGCGUUUGUUUUGCAAGUGUAACAGCCAAGUACGCGAUUCAGAUUCUUCGCUGAUCAUACAAAAGUUGCUUCAGGAACCCAAAUCCCGCGUCAAAACCACCCUUGAUUCCCACCAUUUCUCUACCUUUUCAUGGCAAUCCCUACUUUCCCCUCUCGCCUCUUCUUCUUCUCCCGAUAAAGCUCGCCUGGUUUUGGAAUGGAGAUUGGAGAAACUGCUAAACGACAAUGAGAAAAAUUGUGAUCCUUACUCUGAACUCAUAUCUCUAUGUGGAAAUAUUCGAGAUCUCGGACUAGCAAUGAGUAUUUGUACUUCUUUGGAGGCUCAUGGAAUUAAGCUGAAUUCUGCUAUUUUCAAUUCCCUUAUACAUGUUUGCUUCUCUUCUGGUAAUGUUCUGACUGCCUCCAGCUUAUUUGAGAUAAUGAAGAACACAGAUGAUAGCUUCAAACCCAAUUCCAAAACUUUCGAUGCUUUCAUAUCGGGGUUCUCAAAGCUGGGCAAUGCAGGCGCUAUGCAAGCUUGGCACUCUGCCAAAAGGGAUGCUGGACUGCGUUGUCAUGUUCAGAACUAUGAAUCUUUGAUUUGGGGCUGCAUAAAAUCUGGAAAUUUUGAGGGUACUGAUAGAUUCUAUGAAGAAAUGGUACUAACAGGACUCAAGCCUAGCAUGCUCAUAUUGGAGAACAUGCUUGAAGGGCUUUGCAAGAGGAGAAGCACUAAUAGAGUAAAGGAGUUUCUGAAGUUUGCGGUCGAAGGUGGGUGGAAGAUUAGUGAGCAAAUGGCGGAGAAGCUUGUGGCUCUGUACACUGAACUUGGGAACGUGGAAGAAAUGGAGGAGCUGCUUGCAACUCUGGUGGAAUCCAACCAUGUUUCAGAGGUUUUGUCGGUGGUACAUUGCGGGAUUAUAAGGAUGCAAGCAGCGUCGGAUAGAUUGGAUCUUGUUGAAUAUGCUGUAGGGAGGAUGUUGAAGCAUGGAUCAUCGUUUAGAU